AAAGAUCUUGUUACAGUGACGGAGGCGCUCAUAUCGUCCGUUGAAAAUAAUUUGUCGAUAAACUUUAAUGAUUCCGGAAAUAUUUUUUAUGCCGUUGACGGUACUACUGAAAUUCAAACUACGAAUGAGAUUAAUUCAAAUUUAGAAUUAGCACCUGAGCUGUACGUUCUUCAAACAAAUAGCCCGUUAAAUUAUGAGCCUACCUUGUUAGAUGACCACACAGUAAAUCAAUUUUUACUUCCAUCAGGACUUACAACAAACGAGAAGACGUUAGCUACCAAUGAAUCAUCCUUGUUGGCUUUACAUACGUGUGUAAUGUGUCAGGAAAUAUUCACGAAUGAGGCUGAUCUUCUCGACCAUGCUAUAUUCGCGCACACCACUCCUGUAGAACAAAAGGGACAAGAAGCGGUGGCUUCUAUUCCCGCCAAAGAACAUACUUUUAUUGAUGGCGCUAACAGUAGCAUCAAUUUUGAAUGCGAGUGGCUGGUUUGUACCCUGUGUGAACGAGUUUUGUCCACCGCACUGGAGUCUGAGCCCGAUGAGCAACUAUGCUGCCUGGGGCAGGACAGCCGCAGCCGCGUGUGUUCUCGGCGGCUAAGCAUUAUGUUCGUGUGUGACGGCUGCAAGUACCUGUUCGCGACGGGCGAAGCUCUGGACAAGCAUAAGCUCAUCUGCUUCGUCGAUGAACCGUUGUACACCGAUCAAGUGCUUAGUCCCAUAGAGUCCUAUCCGCAAGUAGUGCCGUCCAACAGCUGUAACACCUGCAGUGACAGCGAUCACACCGGCCAGUGUCAACCUCGCGCGCGCAGACACAACUCCAAUAAGAUGUGGAACUGUGGUUCCUGUAACCAACUGUUCGUGUCAGCUAGGGAACUGUACCGCCACAAACGCGGCGAGGACCGUCCCGAGGGCGCACCGCUUACGGCCUACGUGUGCGACGAGUGCGACAAGGUGCUGGGCAGCAUGUGCGCGCUGCACACUCACAGGAAGAUGCACAGGAACACCAAGCCGGGCUACCCAUGUCGUGUCUGCGGGCGUCGCUUCAACCAGUCGGGUCACCUGGCCAUCCACAUGCGCAUGCACACCGGCGAGCGACCCUACCCCUGCGAUCUCUGCUCUAAGGCCUUCAAAGUUAAGGUGGAGCGCGACGACCACCGUCGCACGCACACCGGCGAGCGGCCGUUCGCCUGCGCCGCCUGCCCCAAGACCUUCACCGCCGCCGCGCGACUGCGAGAGCACGCCCGCAUACAUACGGACCACAGGCCGUACAAAUGCGAGAUCUGCGGCGCGGCGUUCCGUCGUCCGUACGCGCGCACCGUGCACACGCUCAUCCACACCGGGGAGAAACCCCACGAGUGCGACGUCUGCCACACCGCCUUCAGGCGUUCGGGCGACAUGUGGAAGCACAAGAGAACUCAGCAUGGUAUUAUUGGUAAUUAGAUAAUUGUAAUUUCCUUUAUAUUAGUUCCUAUUGGAGUGCCAUAUAACUA
Molecule: messenger RNA, 1490 nt
Organism: Aricia agestis (brown argus)
Lineage: Eukaryota; Metazoa; Arthropoda; Insecta; Lepidoptera; Lycaenidae
Product: zinc finger protein 836-like
Exons: 10
Biological process (GO): regulation of transcription by RNA polymerase II
Cellular component (GO): nucleus
Molecular function (GO): DNA-binding transcription factor activity, RNA polymerase II-specific; RNA polymerase II transcription regulatory region sequence-specific DNA binding
Source: RefSeq, a predicted model, not a curated record